Messenger RNA from Suillus paluster, 1924 nucleotides. RefSeq lists its product as uncharacterized. The transcript is spliced from 3 exons. The record is from RefSeq and is a predicted model, not a curated record. Lineage: Eukaryota; Fungi; Basidiomycota; Agaricomycetes; Boletales; Suillaceae. Bases 1 to 1599 code for a protein of 532 amino acids.
AUGCCCGUGUCAAUAGACAUCGUCCCCUUUUCAGAUUCUUUAGCGUUGUUCGGAGAUGCAGACUUUUCAUCUGCCUUCUCUCUAGCAGGCCAUGUAUCGGUCUCGAUCAGCUCACCUUCGUUCAUGUUCCAACGUCGGCGGAGCACAACGCGUGCUCUGCUGCAGUCGCUCACCAUUACAUUUGAGGGACAGUCUGAAGUAAUCACCCCAGACAUUGGGUAUGCCCCUUUGCGUCUCUGCUCCAUCACUCGCGAGCUUUUAAAUGGCGAACCUGUCGACCUCUCCAACGAAGGACACGAAGAUUCCGAUAAGCCCUGCUCUUGGAAUGUCAUUUUUGACAUCCCUGUUCCCGGCUGGUUGCCAACCACGUCUACAUACGGAGAUCAAGGCGCGGUUGAAGCCGGAACGCGCUACGCCUUGUAUGCCACCGCAACUUUUAUCUAUCUCGAGGAUGGCAGCUCCUCCAUUUUCAGCAGCUUUUGUUCACCUUUCAACGGUCGCACCCGCACAAUCACUGCGCCAAUAUGUCCUAUCACUCUCACUCGUUUUAUUGAGGUCCCUUCGGCCCCCUCGUCAUCGUCUUCUUCCACCUCUAUCUUCCCGAUGGCAUUGUUCAUCGUCGAUGCACAAUCAGGGCAAGAUAGCACAGAAACACAUGCAAAAGCUAUUCCCCCUGAAGUUUUGAAGAAGAUUCGGGUCGUCGCGUCCAUUCCCAACGCAGUAACAAUGGAUGAGACAUCCGUUCCUCUCAUCCUGCGUUUACAAGGCAAUGAACUAAACGCCUCGGAGCGAGAGCGCCUUCGCAUAACUGAUUUCACUGUUGACGUUGAACAGAUUGAAACGUACAGGUUACUAACGACAUGUCUAUCUAGGAGCACUACUUCCCUUGAUCGUGUAACUCGAUUCAUGGUCCCACCUAGGGCACAACAACCUCCAUCUGUCCCCCUUCGGAAUGCACAUUCGUUGCAGACCCUUUAUGAUGUCGGUCUUCUCAUAAACCCGUAUCCCUCCAGGUCCAGCACCACCCGCUCGUUCUCCCUCUUCGAACCCUCGAAUUCUGGGAAGUAUAUCAUUUCGGGUGACGGUUACGUCUUUGCGCAUGACUCUCCAGAUGGUGAUGCGAUCAGCCCUUCUCCAUCGGAGAACUGGUAUGUGCUCGAGGCAAGCGUGCCUUUGGCACAGGAGCCCCACCGAUUGGAUUGGGCUGGGCCCUGCAACCGUCGCAUCUCUGAAAGUAGUCCUCUGUUCAGUGUGUGCCACAUGAUGCAUAUUGCGCUUCGGUGCGCCUACGAACAUCCCGAUGGCGAUGUUGUUUAUGAACGCCUCCACUUUUCACUGCCCAUGCAGAACGUGCGGGUGCCUGCCCCAGUAACUUCGUCCGCCGCCGAUAGCAUUCUGAUCAUCGAGGGUGCCAUGGAGCUCCAGAAAAGCGCUCCAUACAGCCAGAGUCUUCCCGCAUACUCUCAGCUCUUCCACUCGAAUGGAGAGCGCAAAAUCGAUUACUCAAUUCCUCUUCCACUUUACGAACCUCCACCAUCGGCUUCGUCAUCUUCAUUCACCCUCGAUCACGAUGACGACGAUCGGAAAUCAAUCUCAUAAUUUUCUGAAUUGCACAUACACCAAUACCGACACUCGCAUCCCGAAUCGAAGACAUUAAUAUUGUCAUGUAAUAAUGAGGCAUUUGGUCCACCGCACUUUCUUUUUCUUUCGAUCCAUUGUCGUACUGCUUUUUCGUCCUGCUGAUGCAGCUCUGCUUGUCCCUUGUUUUUAUCUGCGUUGAUCUAGUCCGCAUACCAGUCAUUCCUCGCAACCAAUCUCGAUAUCACGAGUGUAUCACCUCACCUCCUUAUUUCGUACAUCAUGUAACAAACCUAUACUGCAGUAAUGGAAUCUCGUCGUUAUUGUCACCGUAAAUCCCUGAUCC